CUUUUGUACUUUGUACUUUGUACUUGGAGAAAGCUGACCAAAGGAACUCCUAAGAGAUUUCCUGAGACUUGAUUGCUUCAACUCCACUGAGCAUCUUUACAAGCAGCAGUAUUCAGAAUGGAGAUGGUAGAUACCUGCCAUUUUUCCCCAUCUGAAUUCUUCUAUGACAGCUCUUGCAUUCCUUCUCCAGAGGAGGGAUAUACAGAAGACUAUGAGCAUGGCAUGUCUCUCUAUGGAGCUCACAAAAAGGAUCUUCAAGAAUCCGAUGAAGAUGAGCAUGUAAGAGCACCCAUUGGUCACCACCAAGCAGGUAACUGUUUGAUGUGGGCUUGUAAAGCCUGCAAAAGAAAAUCUUCCACUAUGGACAGAAGGAAGGCUGCCACCAUGAGAGAAAGGAGAAGGCUUAAGAAAGUAAACCAGGCUUUUGAAACUCUCAAAAGAUGCACCACUACAAACCCCAAUCAGAGACUGCCAAAGGUGGAGAUCCUAAGAAACGCAAUUAAAUAUAUAGAGAGCCUCCAAGACCUACUGCAAGAACAGGUAGAAAACUACUACAGUCUCCCAGGACAGAGCUGCACCGAACCAGGAAGCCCGACAUCCAGCUGCUCAGAUGGCAUGACUGACUGCAGCAGCCCACAAUGGUCUGGAAGGAACAGCAGCUUUGAUAAUGUUUAUUGCUCCGAUUUACAGACAAGUUUUUCAUCAACCAAACUGACACUGUCCAGCCUUGACUGCUUAUCUAGUAUUGUGGAUCGGAUCUCCUCUUCUGAGCAAUGCUCCCUCCCUAUUCCAGACUCUCUCUCCCUGUCUCCUACCAGUAGCACUGACUCCUUUCCACGAUCACCUGACAUGCCCGAUUGCCGACCAAUCUACCAUGUACUAUAAACCUCUGUUAAUUCCAUUAACAUAUACUUACUAAAUAUUAUGACUUAAUCCAAAACAUUUCCUUGCAACCAGCAAAUCGGCGUAUAAGGACUUAUGUUAUUAUUUGUAUAGAUAUGUAUAUAAAGAAAUAAUUUUGUUAUUUUUUAAAUGCCUAAAUUAUAUUUCUACUUGGCUACAUUUUGUAUUUAACGUUAAUAACCAAGCCUACAGCAAGAAAUCCCAAUUGCUAUUGUGUUAAUAAACAUGCUGUUUUUUUCUUUCUAUGAAA
Molecule: messenger RNA, 1153 nt
Organism: Xenopus tropicalis (tropical clawed frog)
Lineage: Eukaryota; Metazoa; Chordata; Amphibia; Anura; Pipidae
Gene: myf5
Product: myogenic factor 5
Exons: 3
Coding region: 118-885 (255 amino acids)
Biological process (GO): muscle organ development; regulation of DNA-templated transcription
Cellular component (GO): nucleus
Molecular function (GO): protein dimerization activity
Source: RefSeq, marked provisional